Messenger RNA from Malania oleifera, 3240 nucleotides. RefSeq names its product nucleoside hydrolase 3. NCBI's taxonomy places the organism in Eukaryota, Viridiplantae, Streptophyta, Magnoliopsida, Santalales, Ximeniaceae. Gene Ontology annotation, molecular function: hydrolase activity, hydrolyzing N-glycosyl compounds. The coding region runs from base 366 to 3032 and encodes 888 amino acids. The transcript has 13 exons. The record is from RefSeq and is a predicted model, not a curated record.
CCCCUCCCCUGUUUUUUUCCCACGCACACUCUUCUCUUUCAUGCUCAAAAACAGAGCACAUAACUACAUGCCCAAGAUUCUAGCAGUACUAAUGGAGAACUGGGUGCAUUUCUCUUCUUGUUGUUUUGCCAAAUGAUUGUGUUUCCGUCGUUUCUUAUUCUCUCCGGCGGCUGCUGACGGCGGAGACUCCCCGGCACUUCUGCCUUGUCGUCCCUCUUCCGGCGAAUAUCCCUUCUCUCAUUUCACUCUGUUCUCUGAGGAGUGAGGCGUGGGGUUGAUAUAACAGUCGGAGCUUUUCGAAGCAGCCCUUGAGCUUUAUUGCUUUUGAAGUGAGGAUUUCUGGGUUGCUGUUGAAACCAAAUAAAAUGUUGUGGAGAAGGUGUAUUUGGAUGAACAUAGUUCUGAUUAGCACAUUUCUUGGAGCAAAUUGUCACUCCGUGGGAGGAUGGCCUCGUCGGAUACUUUUGGAUACAGAUGUUGAUACUGAUGACUUCUUCGCUGCGUUUUAUCUCUUGAAGCUUAACAGAUCAGAAUUUGAUUUGCAGGGAAUCACCAUCAGUGCAAAUGCAUGGACUGAUGCUGGGCAUGCUGUGAAUCACAUGUAUGACCUUCUUUACAUGAUGGGUCGCGACGAUAUUGCUGUUGGAGUGGGAGGUGAAGGUGGAAUUCUAGCAGAUGGUACCAUACUACCAGAUGUUGGGGGGUAUCUUCCUAUAAUUGAGCAGGGGAUUUCGACAGUAGGAGGUUGCAGAUAUAGGCAAGCCAUUCCAGUAGGUUUUGGAGGACGAUUGAAGAUCGAUACCAACUAUGGCAUCCGAAAAGGUUUCCUCCCACAGGGAAGCAGAAAAUAUAUUCCGCUUCGACAGCCAACUGCUCAACAAGUGAUGAUUGACAAAAUCUCUGCAGGGCCUAUUACUGUAAUUGUUACGGGAGUCCAUACAAAUUUGGCCAUUUUUCUUAUGAGUAAUCCACAUCUAAAGAAAAAUAUUGAGCAUAUUUAUAUCAUGGGUGGUGGUGUGAGGUCAAGUAAUCCUACCGGAUGUAGCUCAAAUGAUGCUGGCUCUUCUAGCAAACCUAACCCGUGUGGUGACCGUGGUAACUUGUUCACUGACUACAUUAGCAAUCCUUAUGCAGAGUUUAAUAUUUUUGGAGAUCCUUUUGCUGCAUACCAGGUAAUCCAUUCUGGGAUUCCUGUCACACUUGUUCCUCUGGAUGCAACAGACACAAUUCCCAUAAAUAAGGAGUUUUUUAAGACAUUUGAGAGUAGCCAGAAGACAUAUGAGGCACAAUACUGUUUCCAGUCCUUGAAAAUGGCUCGUGACACUUGGUUUGAUAAUGAAUUCUAUACGAGUUAUUCUAUGUGGGAUUCCUUUACAUCUGGUGUAGCAGCCUCUAUUAUGCGUAAUUCUCACGCCCGUCAUGGUGAAAAUGACUUUGCUGAAAUGGAAUAUAUGAACAUUACUGUAAUUACUUCGAAUAAGCCUUAUGGAAUAUCUGAUGGAUCCAAUCCAUUCUUUGAUGGUCGCAAAAUUCCAAAGUUCAAACUAGAAAGGGGUGGAGUGCAUAGUGGUCAUGUUCAAAGGAAACUUCACGAUCCAUUUUGCCUUUCAGAGAAUGGGAAAGGGAGAUGUGAGGAUGGUUAUACAGCAGAACAAAAUGGCACAGGAUCAGUGCGUGUUCUGGUUGCCAAAAAAGCAAAACGUAAUCAGGAUAUUGGCAGCCCACUUAACAGAGAAUUUUUUAAAAGCUUCUUAGAUGUCCUAAAUCACCCUCAACAUUCUGGGAGGUUCAAUUUGAUGAUGCAAUUUCCCUAUUAUCGAGAAGUCAUUUACAAACCAGAUUUUAGAGAAAAGAAGCUAGGAAAAGCUGUUGUCUUUGACAUGGAUAUGAGUGCAGGAGAUUUUCUAGCUUUAUUCUAUCUCCUCAAAGUACCUGUGGAAGUGAUCAAUCUCAAGGCAAUAUUAGUGAGUCCAACGGGCUGGGCAAAUGCUGCAACGAUAGAUGUUAUCUAUGAUAUUCUGCAUAUGAUGGGCCGUGAUGACAUUCCUGUUGGUCUAGGAGAUGUAUUUGGAGUGAACCUGUCUGAUUGGUUUUUUCCUGAUGUUGGAGACUGUAAGUACGUCAAGGCCAUUCCAAAUGGUGCUGGUGGAUUUCUGGACUCAGAUACGCUCUAUGGGCUAGCUCGUAAUUUGCCUCGAAGCCCAAGAAGGCUUACAUCAGAAAACUCAGUAAAAUAUGGAGCUCCAAGGAAUACUAGUCACCCUGAACUCCGACAACCACUGGCAAUGGAAGUUUGGAAAUCUGUAUUGGAAAAACUAGAUACAGGAUCUAAGAUCACCAUACUGACCAAUGGACCAUUGACUAAUCUAGCAAAGAUUGUUCUUUCGGGAAAACACAUAAGAUCUCUAGUUCAGGAUGUAUAUGUAGUUGGGGGACACUUGAGCUGCCAAUACGAUAACAUGGAUAAAGGAAAUGUCUUCACAGUUCCUUCAAAUGAAUAUGCAGAAUUCAAUAUGUUUCUCGACCCUUUGGCUGCUAAGACAGUAUUUGAGUCAGGGCUGAACAUCACCCUUGUUCCGCUUGGUGUCCAGCGAAGAGUUAGUUCAUUUACUAAGAUUAUACAGAAGCUUCUCCGAAUAAACAAGACACCUGAAGGUGCAUUUGCCAGGCAUUUGCUGUCCAGGUUGCACAGCCUACAAGAAAAGCAUCAUAGAUAUCAACACAUGGAUAUAUUUUUGGGGGAAAUCCUUGGCGCAGUGAUCUUGGCUGGGGAUCACGAUCGUCUGAAUGUGACUUUUCAUUCCAGGCCUAUUAAAAUCACUGCAACCGGUGUUGAAUCUAGAGAUGGACAAAUAUUUAUUGACAAGAAACAUGGAAAGUUAGUUAAAAUAUUGGAAAGAGUGGAUCCUUCGGCAUAUUAUGAUCAAUUUGCCAAUCGACUAGGUGAUAAAGAGCAGUCUGCUGUGUUAGGAAGCUUUGAUGAUCAGAAAAGAAUGUGGAGCACACCACAAGCUACUAAUGGUCUCCCUUGAGAUUAUGGGUAAACUAUCCUUUAAUCCUAGGAAUAAUAGGAGUUGCCAUUCUUUGUAUUUAGCCCAAUAACCAAACACUUAGCAUUACUUGGCAACUUAUUAUCUCCCAUUUCAGAAAGAAAUACACAUAAUUUCGUAGUUCUUACCAACUCCCAUAUCUAGAAUUGUACAGAAUGUUGGUAUACAAUAAAGAACUUCUCCUUUUUUC